UGGGGCCUCUCUUACCAAUAUAUAUAUAUGCACAUAUAGUUGCAAGUGGCAUCCACACAAUAAUAAUAAGUCGAAGAGAGAGGAGUGUGAUCGAAUGGAAAGAAUGGAGGAGAUGAUGAAGGUCGUUCCCCUUGUUUUGAGGACCAUUUUUUGGGUAGCUCUUAUGGGAUUGUCUGGCUUGUUAUUUCAUCUUUUCAACCGUGUGUGGCUUGAGUCUAAAAAGAUCAGGAAGAAGCUACAAAUGCAAGGUAUCAAAGGGCCUCCACCUUCUUUCUUACAUGGGAAUCUUACUGAGAUGCACAAGAUCCAAUUCCAGGCCACCAAAGGAGCCUCAAAUCAUGCUGAUCAGAUUCUAGCCCACGACUACACUUCUACCCUCUUCCCAUAUUUUGAACAUUGGAGAAAAGAAUACGAAAGUGGGCCUGGUAUGGAGCUGGCAAUGAUUGGGCUGAAGUCCAAAACUAGAAGAAUUGGUUGUGGUCUGAUAUAUACUUAUUCGACGGGUAUGAGGCAACACUUGUAUGUAAACCAGCCGGAGCUAGUGAAGGAAAUGAACCAGUGUAUCACUUUGGCCUUAGGUAAGCCUUAUUAUGUGACAAAGCGACUUGCACCCAUGCUCGGCAAUGGCAUUUUGAGGUCCAACGGCCUUAUUUGGGCACAACAAAGGAAAAUUGUUGCACCAGAGUUCUUCAUGGACAAAGUUAAGGGUAUGGUGGGGCUAAUGCUUGAAUCGGCACAACCAUUGUUAAGAAAAUGGGAAGACUACAUCGAAGAUCAAGGUGGUGUGACAGCAGACAUUCAAGUGGAUGAGGAUUUAAAGAGUGUAUCAGCAGAUGUGAUCUCAAGGGCUUGUUUUGGGAGCUCUUAUUUCAAAGGCAAAGAAAUUUUCUUAAAGCUUAGAAGCCUUCAGAAAGCUAUUUCCCAGCAAGGCUUUCUUUUGGGGGUCACGAGUUUCGGUGGCAGGUUUCUUCAAACGGGGAAGCAAAAGGAGAUUAGCAAUUUGGAGAGAGAGAUCGAGUCAUUGAUCUGGAAGGUGGUGAAAGAACGAGAACAAGAAUGCUUAGAGACAUGUUCUUCUGAAAAGGAUCUAUUGCAGUUGAUAAUGGAGGCAGCCAUGACUGAUCAAAGUCUGGGCAAGGAUUCAGCCAAGUCCAAGAGCUUCAUAGUUGAUAAUUGCAAGAACAUAUACUUUGCCGGGCACGAAUCCACUGCUGUUGCGGCCUCCUGGUGUUUGCUACUACUGGCUAUACAUCCAGAGUGGCAAGAUCGUAUAAGGAAGGAGGUCGCUCAAGUUUGCCCAAAUGGCCUGCCAGAUGUAAAUUCAGUCAUGAACUUGAAGACGGUGACUAUUGUGAUUCAAGAAGUGUUGCGUUUAUACCCACCAGCAGCCUUCGUGUCAAGAGAGGCCCUUGAAGAGACCCAAGUUGGAAACAUUGUCAUCCCCAAGGGUGUAUGCUUGUGGACUCUCAUUCCAACACUGCACAGGGAUCCCAAUAUUUGGGGACCAGACGUCAACGAUUUCAGACCAGACAGAUUCACCGACGGUGUCUCCAAGGCUUGCAAAUUUCCCCAAGCCUAUAUCCCCUUUGGACUGGGUCCUCGCUUGUGCUUGGGGAAAAACUUUGCUAUGGUUCAAUUGAAGGUUCUCCUCUCUCUCAUUGUCUCCAACUUUGCUUUCUCCCUAUCUCCCACGUACCAACAUUCUCCUGCUUAUAAAAUGAUUGUAGAGCCCGGAAACGGUGUUCAUAUCCUCAUCAAAAGGAUAUAACUUCCGCCAAUGAAUAACACUUAUAUAUAGGCCUCGCCUUUCUCUUCUUUUCCUCCUUCAAUUUUAACAACUUUCCUUUCUAAUAGUACUAGCUAGGCAAAGUGAAACUCUUGCUGUUUCUACUUUCUAGUGCACGCAAUGGAUCGAUGUAUUUGUACAUAUUCCCAAUCUGUACUUCUUUCAUCUAUUUAGUAUUUACUUUUUCUCA
Messenger RNA from Quercus lobata, 1976 nucleotides. RefSeq names its product cytochrome P450 714A1-like. Lineage: Eukaryota; Viridiplantae; Streptophyta; Magnoliopsida; Fagales; Fagaceae. The transcript is spliced from 6 exons. Gene Ontology annotation, molecular function: monooxygenase activity; oxidoreductase activity, acting on paired donors, with incorporation or reduction of molecular oxygen; iron ion binding. The record is from RefSeq and is a predicted model, not a curated record. The coding region runs from base 95 to 1768 and encodes 557 amino acids.